AUGAAUGUUUAUGAUUCCUUCGGAGGUACAGUCUCAACAGGACAGCUAUAUCACGAGAAACAACAAAUGCAACUCUGUUUAAUGCAUACGCUGAAUACAUUGCUGCAGAGAAAUGAAUUUAAAAAGAUUGAUUUGGAUUGUAUUGCGGAAAAUUUACAUAGGUCGCGCUGGUUCAAUCGACACCGUUCAUUGUUCGGUUUUGGUAAUUAUGACAUCAAUGUACUGAUCGCGGCAUUGGAAACACGAAAUCUAAUAUUGAAUUGGUUUGAUUCGAGGCGUUCCACUGCUUGCUUGAAUUUUUCGAAAAUUUUCGGUUUCAUAUUCAAUAUCACAUCACGUGGCUUUAUACCGUUUUGGACAGGGCAUCACUGGUUUACUGUACGGCAAAUAGGUGUUGCUGGAUUUUUCAAUUUCGAUUCAAAACUGAACGAACCAGCACCAAUUAAUGACUUCGUUGCAUUUUCAGAUUCGUUAUUAGCAAAGGGAGCUCAGUUAUUAGUUGUCGUUGAACCUCAAAAUGCUAACAAUUAUUUGCUCGAUAAUGAUUUUUCGGUUUAA
Molecule: messenger RNA, 558 nt
Organism: Brugia malayi
Lineage: Eukaryota; Metazoa; Nematoda; Chromadorea; Rhabditida; Onchocercidae
Gene: Bma-josd-1
Exons: 1
Coding region: 1-558 (185 amino acids)
Biological process (GO): protein deubiquitination
Molecular function (GO): cysteine-type deubiquitinase activity
Source: RefSeq, a predicted model, not a curated record